Messenger RNA from Trypanosoma grayi, 621 nucleotides. RefSeq lists its product as hypothetical. The record is from RefSeq and is a predicted model, not a curated record. The coding region runs from base 1 to 621 and encodes 206 amino acids. The transcript has a single exon. Lineage: Eukaryota; Euglenozoa; Kinetoplastea; Trypanosomatida; Trypanosomatidae.
AUGGUAGUGGGUGGUGGCAACAAAGAUGGAGAUCGGCGCCCUCCGCCCAUGCUAAAGGCGGAACGCCAAGCUGCUUUUCGCCGGAAGGUCCGCAAUGGGGUGCUGCUACACGGGCGUGAACGCAAAGAUGCCGAGCGGCGCCGCAUGGAAGAAUACCGACGUCUCUGUGAAGCCGAAGGAGUGCACUCGAAGCGACUGGAGGAGUACGACAUGGUGCGGAAGCAGGCGGCUGGUUUAUUGAAUGAAAAGCUGCAGAGCGUUGAUUACGACCAGAGCCUCACAAACACUGAGAAGAAGAAGCGCAAGUUCAACCUCAAACGAAAGUACGCUGCGGCAACAGUGACUGAGCUUCUAGAAAAGAACGAGAAACGCCAUAAUGCGAUGACAAAGGUUGAGCAGUUUCAGAAGAAGCGCCAAGAGCAGAUUGAGGCGGCGAAGUUGGCGAAGAAGGAGCGUGAGGAGAUGAAAGUCAAAUGCAUUCGCCAGAGACAGGAGACCAACGCUCUGUAUGCCAAAAGGACCCGUAAAGGGCAGCCCGUCAUGAGUGGCCGGGUCGAGUCGCUGCUUAACAAGCUUCAGCAGCAGCAGGAGCAGAAGAAGAAAGCCGAGCGUGAAUUUUGA